Molecule: messenger RNA, 2231 nt
Organism: Anopheles arabiensis
Lineage: Eukaryota; Metazoa; Arthropoda; Insecta; Diptera; Culicidae
Exons: 2
Coding region: 170-1792 (540 amino acids)
Molecular function (GO): protein binding
Source: RefSeq, a predicted model, not a curated record
ACAAUUCAUGCAUUUCAAAGAAACAAACCGGCGAUAGCAAAAACGAGACGGAUCUGCAUUAGAUAUACGCUUCAGCUAAUGUCGAUACAAUUCUAAUUUGUAAUUCAAUAAUGUCGUGGUUUCAGUCGCACCAAACGCAGCUGACUCAUCAUCCACUUCCACAUUCAACAUGGACGAACUGGAGCGCGUUAAACAACACUCGGACAUCUGUUGUGCGGUUGAAGCGGGAGACAUCGCUAGGCUGCACGAGCUAAUCAACGCCGGGAUUCUGCGAAAGGGCGAUAUAACACAUCCAAGGUGCUUGCUGCUUCUGGCGAUCUCGAGCCGGAACUUGGAGGUGGUGAAACUGGUGAUGGAAUACUUCGAACCGGAUCCGAAUGCUGCUAACGAGGACGGCGGUACACCGUUACUUUACGCCUGCCAAGUGGAAUGUCCAGCAGAGAUAAUCAUUUAUCUGAUGGAGCAUAGCACCAAGGACGAUAGUCUUUCGCCGUUGGAGUACGUUCUAUUUCAAAAUCGUGUCGAGCUAGCAAAGUCUUUGAUUGCGUACGAAGCAACCCGCCCAGAGCAACCGGCGAAACAUUUUACGCCAGCCCUAUACAUUGUGGCCGUAAAAACGGGCAAUCUAGAGCUGUUGCAGCACAUGCUAGAAGCUCUCCACAAUGCUGGCCACUCGUUUGUGACGGAACAAUUCCAAGGCCUGACGGGAAUGGAGCUGUUUGCUCAAAACGCUGCGUACGCGUUGGAAACGAAGGUGGAGUGCUUUAAAAUGUUUUUCAAUGUAUUGCACCCGGCCACGCACACGGCGGAUCCGGUGCGCUACAAUGUGAACGAUAUUGUAAACGUGGCCAUACUUAGCACUCAGGCGACCUCGCUGAUACCGUAUUUCAUUGAAAUGGAAAAGAAAUGGGAAACACGCCCGUCGAUUAUUUCGCUGUACGAACGCCUGCUCGCCGUUGGCUACGAUAUACUCGCAUUUGCCGUGCUGUGCGAACAUGGACCGGUUACGAUCGAACGAGAGCAGCUAGACGCAAUGCUCGAAAAAUUGCAUCGGUUUCAAUGGGAAUCAUGGGUUGCACCACUGAGGCAGAUGUUCGCCAACGCUUUCGAACCGAGCGAAGCAGAUGAUGCGCCAUCUCCAUUGGAAGCGAUGCAGCUGUUGCAAGACUUUGCGGCAUUCACCGAAACGAUCACGCUCAAGUUCUCCUCGUACCGGUUACACGAGGCCGUGUCGGGAGUGUUUCAGGAAAUAUCAAUUAAUAGACACCAGCUGUACCAAGCGUCGUUCCACCGUGCCAUCGAGUGCAUUAUGAUCAUGGAAGGCUGCAGUGCGGACGAUCUCGUCGGGCUUAUUCUGUGCAUAGAUAGCUGGUACGAUCGAGCGUUGCAGGCCUUUCCGUUUCUUAAGUACUGUAACUUUGUGCUGAUGCGACCGGACUGGGUCGAUGUGGAAGAAAACAACCGGCUGAUGAAAUGGUUUGUGCAUCUGUUCGGUCCAUGGAAAGCGAUCCGCCAGUACGUCGGCAAGCCGGUGCUGGAAGUGUUCACGCUCAAACGCUUCGCCCGGGACGUGGUUCGGGAUGCUGUAUGGCGUGGGGUGGAAAAAAAUGAACCAUCACAGUGCAGCUUCCUCGACCGGUUGAGCUCGUUAGAUGUGCCGAAGGAGUUGAGCGACUACCUUCGAUACUGCGACUACAGUUCCAUCCGGUACUUUCUAGAGCAUUUCGAUGCGGUCGAAAAGUUCAUGAAGGUGGACGCAAAUAAAACAUUGCCUUAUCCAGUGGUUUUAUAGAAUGGGCUUAUGAAAUCCCACUUUUGAUUGCUGGCAAAACUGUCUCUGGUAUUAUUUAUGUUGAACUAAGCGCAAAAGUGUGCUUUCUGGAGAAAUAUUUGCAGUUUUGAACCACACUAAUGCAGUCUAUUUACUAUGAACAUUUGAAUGUCAAGAUCCUUUGCUGCUUGCGGCGAUGAUAGCAAAUCAGUUCUGAUGCGGAACAGAGAUAUGUACGGAAAUUUCGAGAUUUGUUAUACGUUAAAUUUGACAUUAGUUCCUAAGCCAGGAUGGGGUGUGAUAACAAUUCCAGGACUUAGAACAUCACUCCUUACAACGCUUGCACGUUACUCCUAGUGCGCCGCGGUCUGAGGUUAAAAACAACCCUUCCAAUUGUUCCGUGUCGUUUUGUAUUUUGUCUGUAAAAUGUGAACAAUAAACACGAUACAAUGUAUGAGAA